GAUUUUUUUCGAGCGAAGUUCUCCUCAGCGUAUAAAGACAAAUAAGCUACAUAGGUGUAGUCUUUAGUUAAUGAUACCCACUUUGUUUUUUUGUACGUUUAAAUGUGCUCUUAUUCAAGACGCUCAUUUGCAGCUUAUCAUGGAAGUAAAACUUUUACCGGCUUGUUUUGUUAUGUUUCUGCUAUGGGAUGGCGCCCAGGCUCGAUCUGCAGGACAAGAGUUUGCCACUGUGUUCAUGCAAAACUAUGUUUUCCCUUUGAACCAGUCACUUUUUCAGCUUUAUAUCACCUCUGUGAAUUCUAAUUGUCAAGUCAAAGUCAACGUGCCCAGUCUCAGUUUUACCCAGGAGGUGCAACUGACUGCAGGUCAGGGCUUCACCGUGACCCUCCCUGUACAGGUCGAGCUGUAUGGCACCAGGAGGUCCCCCAAAACUGUCCUCAUUCAGGCAUCUGAUGACAUAACGGUUUUCUCACUAAACUCAAAAGAACACACGGCAGAUACAUCCCUGGUCUACCCCAUGAGUGAAUGGGGUACUGAAUAUUUUGUGUUCACCCCCACCAACUCCCCUCCAUCCAUGCUGAAGGAGUUUGUGCUUGUCAACGGUAAAGAGCGGAACACGGUGGAAGUGUUCCUUAAAGCGGCGGUCCGGUUCGAAGGUCACUCGUACGGUGUCGGCAGUAAACUAGUUGUAGUCCUGGACCCUUUCGAAAAUGCACAAAUUCAAAGCCAAGGAGACCUCACAGGAACUAGCGUAUCCUCAAAACUUCCCAUUGCCGUGUACUCGGGCCACAUGUGCACGUGGCGCUUUUCUAAGUGCAAUCACGUUUAUGAGCAACUCCUGCCAGUCCAAAGCUGGGGAACUCACUUCCCGGUUGCUCCAUUUAGCAUUCAGAGCCAGUUUGACAGCAUCUAUAUCCAAGCAUCACAAUCAACUAAUAUAACCACUCAAUUCGGCUGUACUACAUUAACUGACGUUCUUCAGCGUGGUCAGGUUCUAGAGUACAAAAUCCAGUUUCCGAAUGGCCUUAACAUCAUUGCUGACAAUGGAAUUCAGGUGUUUUUUCUGUUUAAUGGUGUGCAAACAUCCCACGGUGUCACAUGCGGCCCAUUUCUGUUAAAUCUGCUGCCCAAGAAACAUUUCUGUUCUUCAUACACCCUUGACGGGAUAGCUGGAUUUGACAACCGAGCUCUCCUGAUUGUUCCUACUAAUGAAAAAACGGGGAUUAUUUUGUCUUUUCCCGGAAGUGUUCAAUGGAGGGUUAUCAAUGGCAGUGACUACUCUUGGACUGAACUGGUUUACCCACCCGAUGCAGACAGACACAAAGUAAGCCAUCCAAACGCUUCCUUUGUGGUGUACAGUGUGGGCGUAAUGCAAGUGAAUGGAUAUGGAGCGCCAGCCCCAUGCACCGAUCGAGAUGUGCCAACACCUAACACUUGCUUCAACAUCAUCUGUAGUGAGGAUGAGGAGUGCCAGAUGAAGGGUCCCUACCCCACCUGUGUGAAGAAGCCAAAUGGAAUCUGUUGGGCAAUGGGCGACCCUCACUACUGCACAUUUGACCAGCGUUACUUUGACUUCAUGGGCACUUGCACUUAUGUUGUCACCAGGAACUGGCAGGAAAAUGACAGUCUUCCAGCUUUUGAGGUCCUGGCUAAGAAUGAAAACCGUGGUGACACAAGAGUCUCUUACGUGGCACAUGUAAUUGUGAAUUUUGGUGGUAUCCUCAUCAGCAUUGAGAGUUCUCAGCCUGGGAAAGUCAAGAUUGACCAGAGUGUGUGGAGCCUUCCUGUGGUUCUUGAUGAUGUUGGGGUGUCCAUGUUCCAGUCCGGCAGCUUCAUCACCAUCCUGUUUUCUUUUGGGCUGAGUGUGCAGUAUGACUGGGACCACUAUCUCAUGGUCUCCCUGCCCACUGCCUUCAUGGACAAGGUCUCUGGACUCUGUGGCAACUUCAAUGGUGAUCCUAAGGAUGAUUUCACUAUGCCUUCGAACACCCAGGCUGACAGUGCAACAGAAUUUGGCCAGAGUUGGAAAGUUCAUAACUUAACAUUGGAUGAGGGCUGUAGCAAUGAUGGUUGGAACCUUGGAUGUGAUGCUGAAUCGCUUAAGCAAUGGCAGGGUGAAAACUACUGUGGACUCUUAAUAAUGGCACCAUUCAGUCAGUGUCAUUCUGUUAUUGAGCCACGUAUUUACAUCCAGAACUGCAUGUAUGAUGUUUGUAUGACAGAAGGGCAGAGAAGCUACUUGUGUAAGGUGUUCGAGGUCUAUGCAAGUGCAUGUCAACAUGUUGGGAUACAGCUAACCAACUGGAGAGAAGCAGCCAAUUGUUCUUACAGAUGCCCAGAGAACAGCCAUUAUGAGUUUUGUGGUAGCGCUUGCCCUUUGACCUGCAUGGGCCUCGGGUCUCCUGUGAACUGCACUUUACCCUGUGUCGAAACAUGCGCUUGUGAUCCUGGUUUUUUUCUGAGUGGAUCCAAAUGUGUACCUUCAGCCCAAUGUGGUUGUUCCUACAAUGGACACUACGUUCCCGCUGGUGAGACUUUCUGGGCGGAUGAUGCUUGUCAGCGGCUUUGUCGUUGCUCCAUGGAGGGUGGACAUCUAAAAUGCCAGGAUGGAGGCUGUGGGACAAGACAGCACUGCCAGGUGGAGAAUGGCAUUAGGGAUUGUUAUCCCGUCUCUCAAAGCACCUGUAUGGCACUGGGUGACCCCCACUACUACACCUUUGACGGGGAUCAUUUCAACUUCCAGGGUAACUGUGUGUAUCAGUUGGUUGGGCUUAAUGUCUCAGAGCCUGGACUGGUGCCCUUUGAUGUGCUGGUGCAAAAUGACUUCCGGGGAAGCAAAGUGGUGUCGUUCACUAAAUUACUGGAGAUCAGAGUGUACAAUACCACCAUUGUCAUUGAUAGAGAAUACAGCAGUUUUGUUACCGUCAAUGGUGAGCUGUUGAACCUUCCUCUCCAUCUUUUUGAAGGUCAGAUUUCUGUUUUCAGAAGUGGCUGGUCUGCUGUCAUUCACACCUCUUUUGGUCUCAAAGUCACGUUUGAUUGGAACAGCUUUGCAACCGUCACCGUCCCCAGCACCUACAUGGGUGCCAUCUGUGGCCUCUGUGGGAACUACAAUGGAAAUCCAGAAGAUGAUCUGACUGUCAGAGGAACGGCAUUACCUGCUUCAGGACCGAUGAAGUUCGGUGCCAGCUGGAGUGUAGCCGAGAUCCCAGACUGUGUCCAUGGCUGCACAGAGAGUUGUCAGGAUUGCGACCCGACCAGAAGGAGUGUCUAUGAGACGUCUGAUUUCUGUGGUCUGCUGCGUGACCCACAGGGGCCUUUCAAGGACUGUCAAACUGUGUUGAACCCUGCUCAGGUUUUUGAGGAUUGCGUUUAUGAUGUCUGUUUGUAUAAUGGAAGGAGAGAUCUAUUAUGCCAGGCCAUAACGGCAUAUGUAUAUGUCUGUCAGGCAAUGGGAAGGACCAUCAGUCCUUGGAGAACUGCUGAAUUCUGUGGUGUUCAGUGUCCUGUCCACAGCCACUAUGAGCUCUGUGGCUCUGGUUGUGAAGUCACCUGUCAUAGUUUGGCUCCUCCCACUGGCUGUCGUAGCCCCUGUAUGGAGGGCUGUGUGUGUGACGAGGGCUACAUCAGGAGUGGGGACCGCUGCGUCCCCUUCUCUCAGUGUGGGUGUCUCUAUGGCAACCGCUACUACUUGCUUUACCAACGGUUCUAUCCUGGCAGUAACUGUGAGCAGGUGUGCACUUGUUUACCGGAUGGCCAGGUGGUCUGUAGUAAGUUGUCUUGUGGCCCCUAUGAGAGGUGUGAGUUGAUGGACGGCGUUCGCAGAUGCCAGCCAAUUGGGCAGGCCAUUUGUGAAGCUUCUGGAGACCCACACUAUGUGUCCUUUGAUGGGAUGCGCUUUGAUUUUCAAGGCACCUGUACCUAUAUUCUGUCCCAAACCUUUGGCCUGGAAUGGACCAACCUGACCCCUUUCUCCAUCCAGGUGGAGAAUGAGAGAUGGUGGCCCAAUAGUUAUCAAAAAGUCUCUGUUACCAAGCAAGUGGCUUUAACCGUCUACGGCAGCACCAUCAUCUUAAGACAAAACGAGCCCCAGAUCUUGAUCAGUGGGGUUCUGACUAAUCUUCCAUACAGUUCAAACAGUUUAAAUGGCUCCUUGGUCCAGGCCUAUAAGGACGGCGUUAACUAUGUCAUCAAGACUGGCUUUGGUCUCAAAGUAACCUAUGACCUGUCUUACUAUGUCACUGUUACCAUCCCUGGCAACUACCGCCACAAAACCUGUGGACUCUGCGGCAACUUUGACGGAGACCCUUCCAAUGACUUUAGGCUGCCAGACGGCAAUGUUACACAGGAUGUGAAUAUAUUCAGGAGAGCCUGGAAAGUGCAUGUUCCCGGAGUGGUGUGUGAGGACGGAUGUGAAGGCGACGCAUGUCUGGACUGUAAUCCUCGACUGAAAGCUGUCUUUGAGAAGCCUCCCUACUGCGGAGUUCUGGUUGACCCCAACGGGCCGUUUGCCGCCUGUCAUACUGUGGUUAACAGUUCAGCUUAUCUGAAUGAUUGUGUCUUUGAUGCUUGUGCUUCUGACGGCAACAGCAAGGUGGUUUGUGACAGUGUGGCGAGAUAUGCUUUUAGUUGCCACACAGCUGGGGUCGGUAUCCAAAACUGGAGGACAGACUCUUUUUGCCCAAUGUCAUGUCCCACUCACAGUCAUUAUGAGCUGUGCUCAGACGUCUGCUCUGCUGCCUGCCCUGGUCUGACUGCAAUAGUCCAGUGUUCCAAAACCUGCGCAGAGGGCUGCACUUGUGAUAAUGGUUAUCUUUUUGAUGGCCAGCAGUGCGUUGAACACCAGCAGUGUGGGUGCUAUGAUCAGGGACACACGUAUAAGGCUGGAGAGGUGGUUUACCUGGGCAACUAUAAGCAAAUGUGUCGGUGUGAUCCUGGGAAGGGACUUACCUGUGAGGAUCCUUGUCGAGACCUCCACUGUCGUGAGAAAGAGACAUGCCGCUUUGAACGUGGCAAGGCUGUGUGUGUGCCCCUGUACAGCAGCAUGGGGUGCUUGGCAUGGGGUGAUCCGCACUACCACACCUUUGAUGGCUACAAAUAUGACUUCCAGGGCACCUGCAGAUAUGUCUUGUCUAAGACCUUUGGGAAUCUGAGUGGACUGGUGCCCUUCUCAGUAACACAGAGCAAUGAAAACCGUGGCAACCCUGAUGUGUCUUAUGUGCAAGAGGUGGAAGUUACUGUAUAUGGCCAAACUCUAAGCUUAGUGAAGCACCAGAUGGGACAGAUCAUGGUGGAUGGUUUACGGUUUUAUCUUCCAUUUGAUCUUCAUGAUGGCCGUGUGAGGGUGCGACAGAGUGGCAAUGCUGCUCUGUUGGAAACCGACUUUGGUCUGCGUGUCUCUUUCAACUGGAACUCAAGGGUUCACCUGCAUCUGCCCAGUAGUUACUAUGGAGUUGUGUGUGGCCUGUGUGGAAAUUUCAACGGUAAUGGUGAAGAUGAGCAAAGAGACCCUUCUGGAAACCUUCUGCCAAGUCUGUACCAGUGGGCAAAGAGCUGGAGAGCAGAAGACAGUGUCACAUCUGCGUGUCAUGAUGGCUGUGAGACCGACUGCCCUGUUUGCUCUCGUGACCUACAUGCCCUCUAUGAAACGGAUGCUUUCUGUGGUGUCCUGACAUCAACAGGCCAGAGUGUCUUUAGUGCAUGUCAUGCUAAAGUGAACCCACAGGCGUUCCAGCAAAGCUGUGUGUAUGAUCUGUGCUUCAAUAACGGAGACCGAAGACUUCUCUGUCAGGCUCUGGAGACUUAUGUCGAACUGUGUCAUCAAGAGGGUGUCAUCAUUACAGAUUGGAGAGGGAUAUUCAGUUGCUCUAUGAGCUGCCUGCCCAACAGUCAUUAUGAGGCCUGUGCGUCUCCGUGUCCAGCAACGUGUCCGUACCCAAAUCAGCAGCUAAAUUGCACAGAUACCUGUGUGGAAGCCUGUGUGUGUGACAGCGGAUUUGUCCUCAGCGCUGGCACUUGUGUGCCCACCAAUCAAUGUGGCUGCUUCUACAAAGGCGCUUACUACCAACAAGGCCAAACUUUCUGGGCUGAUGAAAAGUGUCAUCAGCUUUGCAAAUGUGACCAAAGUUUGGCUGUUGUGUGUCAUGAAUCGUCUUGUGCCCCUGAUGAGAGCUGCUUGGUCAUUAAUGGAAGUCGCGGCUGUCAUGCAAUGAGCUCUGCCGUAUGUGUAGCGGCAGGAGACCCACAUUACAGCACAUUCGACGGACUCCAUUUUGACUUCCAGGGCACAUGUGUGAAUCAGUUGGCAGCCCUAUGCAUUGAUAAAGAUGGUCUGGUACCUUUUAAUGUGACCAUUCAGAAUGAUCAUCGUUGGAGCAGCGCAGUGAGUGUCACCAAGAUGGUCAAUGUGACAGUGAAAGGGUUCACCAUUACAUUGACCAGCGAACAUCAGUAUCAAUUACUGACGUUACAAUCUCCGCUCUCACGGGUCUAUAAAACUGGAGGCAUGUCUCUAUGCUCAACCUGCAAUGCGACCCAGAGGGAGAACGCCCAGCGCUACUGUGAGAUCAUCACAAACCGGACAGGGCCUUUCAGAGAAUGUCAUGCGCAGAUUGAUCCCAGAUCUUACCUAGAGGAUUGCAUAUUCGACACCUGCCACUUCCAAGGACAUCAGGUUGUGUUGUGUGACGCAGUGGCAGCCUAUGCAUCUGCUUGUCAGAGUCAAAAUGUCACGGUUCACCCGUGGAGAAAUGCCACAUUCUGCCCUCCAUCCUGCCCACCCAACAGCCACUACAACCCCUGUGCUCCAGGCUGUACCGAGACCUGCAUUAAUCUCUCUGUGCACAACUGCAGCAGACACUGUGCUGAGGCCUGCCAGUGUGAUCGGGGUUACAUCUUGAGCGGCCAAACCUGUGUGCCACAAGCAGAAUGUGGCUGCUUCUAUCGGGGACGCUAUUAUAACAAACACCAGAUGUUUUACACCCAUGAGCAAUGCUUAGAGCGCUGCGUGUGUGGGCGAAAUGGAACGGUUUCCUGCCAGAAAUCAAGUUGUGCUCCAGGAGAAGCUUGCAGGGUGGUGGAUGGAGUAUUGGGAUGCCACCCUGUCAGUUAUGGAAGAUGUGUGGUGACUGGUGACCCUCACUAUUUUUCUUUUGAUGGCAGAAUUUUUGACUUUCAAGGCACGUGUGUUUAUACACUCGCUAAGGUAUUUGAUCAGGGCAAAGGAUGGCUGGUUAAUUUUUCUGUGGACUCCAAGAAUGAGCAGAUUGGAAACCGAGGGGUUUCUCUCGUCAAGACCUUGACUGUGACUGUUUACAACCUGACAAUCAGCAUCAAACGAGGUGAACGCUGGAGAGUCAUCGUGAACAAUGAAUUUGUCACCCUCCCUUCAUCUUUUGGCCAUCAAGUCACCAUUAACCAGGUUGGUCAAAGUGUCCAAGUGCAAACCGAUUUUGGCUUGAGAGUUCUGUAUGACGCCAGUUACCACGCAGAAGUCCAUGUACCCUCAAACUAUCAAGGCCACAUGUGUGGACUGUGUGGAAACUACAAUGGCAACCCAGCAGAUGACUUCUUGUUGCCCAAUGGCACACAAAGCACCAGUGUCGAUGCAUUCGGACAGGCGUGGGCAUUGCCAGCAACUGGUGUUCAGAGCGGAGUUGGAAGUUCCCCGCAGCAGUGCGAUCAGACCAAAGCUGAGAGUUACCGCAGAGAUGAUGCCUGUGGCCUUAUGGCAGCUGUCACUGGUCCCUUCAGUGCCUGUCGUGAUCGAGUGAAUCCUGAGCAACAUGUGAUUAACUGUGUAUUUGACAUGUGUGUUAUGGAUGGAGACGGAGCGAUGCUGUGUGAAAAUCUUCAGGCUUAUGCCAUUAUUUGCCAACAAGCCGGUACACAAAUCAUGCCAUGGAGAAAUAGUUCAUUCUGUCCGGUGGACUGUCCAGCUAACGGUCACUAUGCACAGUGCUCUAAUAACUGUGCCAAUACAUGUGCCAGCCUCAGCAGGACCAUUAACAACUGCCCAGAUAUUUGCAUGGAAGGCUGUCAGUGUGAUGAAGGUUGGCUCUCAGAUGGUGACGCGUGUGUGCCUGUGGGAGACUGUGGAUGUGUCCAUAAUGGCAAAUACCUAAAGGUGAGAUUUAAUGCUUUUCAUAAAUAUCGAUAA
Messenger RNA from Sinocyclocheilus anshuiensis, 8158 nucleotides. Its product is annotated as IgGFc-binding protein-like. Gene Ontology annotation, molecular function: protein binding. The record is from RefSeq and is a predicted model, not a curated record. NCBI's taxonomy places the organism in Eukaryota, Metazoa, Chordata, Actinopteri, Cypriniformes, Cyprinidae. Bases 71 to 8158 code for a protein of 2695 amino acids. The transcript has 20 exons.